Dictyostelium discoideum AX4 is the source of this 603-nucleotide messenger RNA. Its product is annotated as ankyrin repeat-containing protein. Lineage: Eukaryota; Evosea; Eumycetozoa; Dictyosteliales; Dictyosteliaceae. Bases 1 to 603 code for a protein of 200 amino acids. The transcript has a single exon. The record is from RefSeq and is a predicted model, not a curated record.
AUGUCCUCUGUAGAAAUAACACAAACAGAUUCAAAUAAUAAUACUGAAGAAUAUAAUAACGAUAAUAGUAAUAGUAAUAACGAUAGUUCAAAUCAAAGUACGGAAUUACCAAAACUACAUGAAGCAAUUAUAAAUGGUAAUUUUGAAGAUGUUAAAAAGAUGAUUGAUUCUGGUAAUGUAAAUUUAGAAGAAGGUGAUUUCGGUGGACUUCAUCCAUUACAUUUUGCAGCACGUAUGGGUAAUAUAGCAAUUGGUCAAUAUCUACUAGACAAAGGUGUAGAUAUCAAUGCAGAGAAUAACUAUGGAUCAACACCAAUCCUUGAAGCUGUUCGUAGAGGUGAAGUUGAAUUUGUAAAGUUUUUAAUAUCGCGUGGUGCAAACCUCUCCAUUGGUGACAUUGACGAUAAUACACCACUUCAUUUAGCCGUAAUGUGUGAAGAUGGUGAAUUAAUACCAAUACUAUUAGAUGCUGGCUCGCCAUUAGAUGCUAAAAAUAAAGAUGAUGAAACUCCAAUUCAAGUCACUGAAGAUAAAGAUAUUAUUGAUUAUAUAAAUGAAUUUAAAGCAUUAAAAGAAAAACAACAACAACAACAACAAAAAUAA